GAGGUACCUAAGCUAACCAAGCUAACCAACCUUAGUUUCCUAACCUGCCUCCUCCCUCACCGUACAAACUCCCUCUACCUACCUACUUCUACAUGCAACAUUCUUCACCUCCCUAAAUCCUCAACCCGUGUUGCUUGCCCAGAGUUGCCAAUGCAGUGUUUGCUUGGGGGCCUUGGGUCGACCUUUUCCAUCCCUCUUCCCGCUCUUCUCACUUCCUCCCCCUCUCCCUCAACACGGUGGCAUCGUGGUCACGUCUGUCGCCCUGAGGCUCGACUCGGCUCCCACCCGCCAACCCUAGUCCGUCUCCUGCCAAUCUAAUCUAGCUUUGGGUGCUGACCUCCCCAAACAUCGUUGAGGGGCGACAUCCCAUUCUCGGCAUUGCGCAUCCUGUUUGAGCCCGCGGGAGGAAGAAAACUGCAGUCACCGUACCACAGAAGAGCUUCGCCUCGCUUGUCCUACAUCUACCUCCCGACACCUCACACACCUCCUGUCGCAUCGGGCCCGCGACGACGACUAUAUUCCCCCUUCCCCUAUACGAUGACUACACAUCCAGCCGCGAGCCCUCCGGAUACAAAACCCGGUAUGUUCUGCCACCUCUGCCACCUCGAGCGGCAUCUGGCCUUGGUAACUCAUCCGAACCGCCCUCCCCAGAACCGCAGGCAGCACCACCAGCUUCAAUGGCCACCGACAGGGACCCCAUCACCUGCCACGUCCUAGACACCUCCGUGGGAAGGCCCGCCAGGGGCAUCCACGUCAAGUUGGAAGGCGGACACGCCCCCCUCAAGACCUUUGAGUCCCUCACCGACGACGACGGCCGGGUCAAGGCCUGGCUUCCUUACUCCAGCGUCCACUCCUCCGGCGAUGUGCCGACCUACACCAUCGAUGACGUCCUGAGCGAGGUGGAGGACAAGUCGACCUGGACCCUGCGCUUCGACACCGGGUCGUAUUUCGGCGAGGGCAAGACCUUCUUCCCCGAGGUCCAGGUCACGUUCAGCGUCCUCAAGGGCCAGCACUACCACGUGCCGCUGCUGCUGUCCCCUUAUAGCUACACCACCUACAGGGGAAGCUGAGCGAACUGUUAGAGGAGGAGGAGGGGGUGGCCACGGGGGUGGAGACUUGGAUUACCUUACGGAGCAGUAGAGGGGGGGGGCGGGACAACACAAGCCCCUGAGAGGAUACGAAGGCCGCCACAGGGGCCUAGCCUAGCUCUCCAACCGCGCUAAGUCGGGGAACCAACGCAGUCUUAGGGAUGGAUACGGAUAUCUACCAGUGACAGAGAAACAGCCCAGCUGCGCUGAAUAGGACGCCCAGGUUGCAGCAGGAGUCGGAGAGCCUUUUCCAUAACCAAAAAAUAGCCACUCGAAUAAAUUGACAUACCUAACU
Durotheca rogersii is the source of this 1383-nucleotide messenger RNA. Its product is annotated as Hydroxyisourate hydrolase. NCBI's taxonomy places the organism in Eukaryota, Fungi, Ascomycota, Sordariomycetes, Xylariales, Xylariaceae. Gene Ontology annotation, biological process: purine nucleobase metabolic process. The record is from RefSeq and is a predicted model, not a curated record. The transcript has a single exon. Bases 678 to 1070 code for a protein of 130 amino acids. Gene Ontology annotation, molecular function: hydroxyisourate hydrolase activity.